CGCCGCUCGGCCACGCAAUCGCCGCAGCUGCCGCCGCUCGGGGCCAGCCGGCCGCAGAGCCUUUGAAAGACGGCGGGAGGCGGCCGGCGCCAUGGCGAGCCCGGGACACCUGCUGUACGCGCUGGGCCUGCUGCUGUGCGCCGCGGGGACCCUCCGGCUGUCCGCGGCCCCUGCGUCCACCCAGAAGCCCAUCAUCGGAGUAUUAAUGCAAUCAUGCUAUACUAAGGAAAUGAAAAACCUGGGAAAAUACUAUAUUGCUGCAACCUAUGUAAAGUAUUUGGAGUCUGCAGGUGCCAGAGUUGUACCAGUAAGGCUUGAUCUCACAGAUGAAGAGUAUGUAAAGCUUUUCCGAUCCAUUAAUGGGAUCCUCUUCCCCGGAGGAGGCGUUAACCUCACGAAGUCGGGUUAUGCCCGCACGGCCAAGAUAUUUUACAGCCUCGCCACACAGAGUUUUGAUGAUGGAGACUACUUUCCUGUGUGGGGCACAUGCCUGGGAUUUGAAGAGCUUUCGUAUCUGGUCAGUGGAGAGUUAUUGUUAACGAACACAGAUACUAAAGCAGUCACAUUGCCGCUGAACUUCAGCCAAGGUAUACUGCAGAGCAGAAUGUUCCGGAAUUUUCCUGCUGACUUGUUGCGCUCCUUAGAAUCAGAGCCUCUGACUGCAAAUUUCCACCAGUGGAGCCUCUCCACAAUGAAUUUUACGAAGAAUGAAAAAUUAAAGGCGUUUUUCAAUGUACUAUCUACAAAUACUGAUGGCAAGAUUGAGUUUAUUUCAACAAUGGAAGGGUACAAGUAUCCGGUGUAUGGCGUCCAGUGGCAUCCGGAGAAAUCUCCUUACGAGUGGGUGCCAUUGAAAGGCAUUUCCCACGCCCCCAAUGCUGUGAAGACGGCAUUUUAUUUAGCAGAGUUCUUGGUUUCUGAAGCUCAGAAAAAUGAUCAUCAUUUUGAAUCUGUUGCUGAAGAGAACAAAGCACUGAUUUAUCAGUUCCAUCCUGUCUAUACUGGAAAUAUUUCUUCAUUUCAGCAAGUUUAUAUAUUUAAUUGAAAGCUUUCCAUAUGUUGACAGAAGUUUGAAUAAUUCUAUGAUGAAAUUGUUUUUAAUAACUUGAUACUCAUGGCAGUAAUGGAAAGCCACUGAGAUUUCGUCUCUAGUUACUGGCUCUGCAUCUUUAUUUGGUAUAUUUGACUAUAUCAUAUUUUAUAAUUAGUGGGACAGAUAAACAAUCAUAGUGUAUUUCAUGUGAAAGCUUUCUUUUAUCUCAAGACUAGAAAAAAAUUCAUUUAUUGAAAAUACAGAUAAUUUAUUUUUUUCUGAUUGAUUCUGGAAAUAAACAGCACCCCCUACCCAGACUAA
Pipistrellus kuhlii (Kuhl's pipistrelle) is the source of this 1354-nucleotide messenger RNA. It is a transcript of the gene GGH, whose product is annotated as gamma-glutamyl hydrolase. Gene Ontology annotation, molecular function: gamma-glutamyl-peptidase activity. The transcript has 9 exons. Gene Ontology annotation, cellular component: vacuole. Bases 92 to 1045 code for a protein of 317 amino acids. The record is from RefSeq and is a predicted model, not a curated record. Gene Ontology annotation, biological process: tetrahydrofolylpolyglutamate metabolic process. NCBI's taxonomy places the organism in Eukaryota, Metazoa, Chordata, Mammalia, Chiroptera, Vespertilionidae.